Messenger RNA from Neurospora crassa OR74A, 1376 nucleotides. RefSeq lists its product as hypothetical. NCBI's taxonomy places the organism in Eukaryota, Fungi, Ascomycota, Sordariomycetes, Sordariales, Sordariaceae. The coding region runs from base 60 to 1376 and encodes 438 amino acids. The transcript is spliced from 6 exons. The record is from RefSeq and is a predicted model, not a curated record.
CACAGUAGUAUAGUUUGGGUCACCCAGAGCAUCGACCCUGACCGCAGACGAGACCGCCGAUGCCCCGAGUUGUCUUGUGUGCAGGCCUCGCUAAAAAGAACACGAACCAUAUCCCCACCAGACUGGUAUCGCCUUUUGUUGGGUUGAUCGGGGCUGAUGUGGUUGAUGGCACCUUCGCUGUGGUGCCUCUACACAUAAAGCUCGCAGGCCGUGGGGAGGCGAGUUAUGUGCUAGCAGAUGGGAGGAAGGGCUGCGCAAAGUUGCCGCAAAAAUCCAGCUCAGACCUUCUGUCAACCCUCCAACUAGGAAAGCAUCAUGCGUAUGCGCAAAUUUUCAAGCCACAACCGUCAGAUCGAGAGCGAAGAGCGGAAGCAAGCAGCACUAACAAACCGCCGCAAAGGGCCGGCCAGCUCCAAAGUGGAAGAAUGUUGCCAAACCAGGGUUGCGGAGAGCAAAACCCGAAUAUCAAGGUACAUACCUCUACGUACCUAUUCUUGUACGCAGUACACCACCAUCAAACCGCUUUCGGCCGUGGGCUUUGCGUUGGCUCUACACUAUGUACUAAUGUAUGGCAAGUUUCGGCCACUGUCACGGCCCACGGAACAAGACAAAUCAGGAAUCUCCAGACACCUCGCACCUGUCUCGCGCGCUCACCAUCACAUCCCUCUCGCCGGCGUCAGGAGGCAUGUGGGCACUGGACAGGACAUGCUUUCAACACCACCAUCCGCUUUUUUCGGUGCAACCCUUCUCUGUGUCGACAAAAGAGGGCAAAGAAUGACAAUCUAAAACGCAAAGGCCCCAGAAUCCUGCGCUACUGGCUUUUCGUGCCAGAGCUAAUUAUGACCAUACCCUCUUCCUUUCUGACCGACCCCGGCAGAAGCUUUGCUGGCUUACCACUGGUCACCAAGAUCAGGAAGUUGAGUGUUCGGAAAGAUUUCGAUACGUUACGGACACAGGACAGGCUCGGCUCACGGGGGAGAGGCUGCAGAAAGAACAAGAUGCGCGUAUUUGCAGGGCAUGGCUGUGGAAACCAGAAUGUUGGACCAUUUGAGCCGCGCCGUAGGACCCACAUCAUGGAGCAACGCAUCAGGGCCAGGCAAGCCAGCGAGGGUUUGAAGACACAGGAGACACAGGAGAGGUCACACACAUUUUUCUACGGAAACACCCCUGCUGAGAGUACUUCGGCGCACCAUUUGUCCCGUGCAUUGGGUGGCUUUCAGGGUGUUCAGUUGCUCUCCGCUCGCAUCGGUACCCAGGUGGCUCAGUGGUAUCAUCGAGGCUUAAAACCGUAUGCAAGCUCGCAGUGCCUUGCACAUGCUCACGGCCUGACAGCAGUGGAAUCAUUCGUUACUUUGUCGGACAUUGCACUCGGCUGA